GUAUUGGAGCUGACAAUGACCUUUAUAUAAACCAGGCCAUAGUAUUUAUUGAAGAUGCGAUACAGUAUCGAUCUAUAAAUCACCGCGUAGACUCCAAAUCCCUGUGGCUUUAUCGAUGGUACUACUCAAGAACUUGCCAGUGGAUUUUGAGUUUAACCAUUACUACAAUCCUGGCUUUGGCUUUCAUUGAAAAGCCUUCUUCACUUACUAUCACGUCAGAUAUACGAUACCGCCUUCCUGCGUGGAAUCCUCCGUGUGGCCUAACAGAAAGCGUUGAGCUGCUUUGUUUUUUUGUGUUCAUGGUUGAUGUAUCUGUGAAGAGUUACUUAAUUGGAUGGGAAGAAUUUUGGAAAAAUAAAUGGCUAAUAGCUUAUAUACUGACAUUAAUUGUUUCCCUUACUGAUUGGAUUGUAUCGCUGAGUCUUUUCUGCACAGAGGAUGUGAGAAUAAGAAGAAUUCUUCGUCCAUUCUUUCUCCUUCAGAAUUCUUCUAUGAUGAAGAAAACAUUAAAAAGUAUCAACAGCACCUUGCCUGAAAUGGCAAGUGUUGUUCUACUACUAGCUGUUCAUCUGUCUCUCUUUACCAUGUUUGCUAUGCUGCUGUUUGCUCGAACAAAGGAUGGCCAGCAGGAUAAGGAGUGGGUGGGGUAUUUCCGGAAUUUGCCCGAUUCGCUGACAUCACUGCUGGUCCUGCUAACUACUGCAAAUAAUCCUGAUGUGAUGAUUCCUGCAUAUUCUAAGAAUCGAGCAUAUUCCAUCUUCUUUAUACUGUUCACUGUAUUAGGCAACUUGUUUCUGAUGAACUUACUUACAGCAAUAAUAUACAACCAGUUUCGAGGAUACCUUUUGAAAUCAGUUCAGUCCUCCCUCUUCAGGAGGCGACUAGGAAUCCGGGCUGCCUUUGAAGUGCUUUCUUGCCUGAAAGAGACUCCCACUUAUGCACAACAGUCGGCUGUCAGCAUUGGGGCCUUACUACGAGUGCUGCAGAAAGUUGAAAUGGAUUCUCGCUGCAAGCAAGCCAUCAUGAGAUCACUCAAAAUGUGCUCCUGUGACCAGCUGUCAGCAGCCCAGUUUCAGAAGCUCUUUGAAGAACUAGACAAAGAGGCCAUUAAACAACAUCCUCCCAGUCCAGAGUACCAAUCCCAUUUUAUGCGGAAAAUGCAGUUUGCCUUUGGCCAUGCCUACUUUGGUUACUUGGGGAAUGUUGUAGCCCUUGCAAACAUUGUUUCUAUCUGUGUGGUUUUGGUGAUGGAUGCAGAUAAGCAGCCUUCUGAAAGAGAUGACUUCUUCCUGGGGGCGAUCAACUGCUUCUUCAUCCUAUACUAUCUGCUGGAAAUGUUGCUGAAAAUCUUAGCAAUGGGCUUGAGAAGAUACUUGUCAUACCCAAGCAAUAGAUUUGAUGGACUUCUGACUGUAAUUUUACUGGUUUUGGAGAUUGCAACUUUUGCUGUGUAUGGAUUUCCUCAUCCUGGUUGGAGACCUGAGUUCAUGGGCUUGUUAUCCCUCUGGGAUAUGGUGCGACUGGUGAACAUGUUAAUUGUGUUCAGGUUCCUGCGCAUUAUUCCUAAUAUGAAGUUCAUGGCUUUGGUUGUUACUACAUUGCUGGAUCUCGUAAAAAACUUGAGAGCCUUUGCAGGAAUCCUUGUGGUGGUUUUUUAUGCAUUUGCUAUAACUGGCAUAAUGCUAUUUAAAGGUGCUAUUGUUCCCAUGGGAAAUAUCAGUGCUGUCAAUACAACAUAUGAUAAUGGCACUCUGCCGUGUGGCACCUACGAACAGCUGGAAUAUUGGCCGAACAACUUUGACGACUUUGCCGCAGCAGUGGUGACCCUCUGGGAUGUGAUGGUGGUAAACAACUGGCAAGUCUUUUUGGAAGCGUUUUCAAGAUAUUCGAGUCCGUGGGCAAAGGUCUAUUUUGUAGCCUGGUGGUUGAUCUCCUCUGUCAUCUGGGUUAAUCUCUUUGUAGCUUUACUUCUAGAGAACUUUAUUCACAAGUGGGACCGUCGCUGUCAUCGAGAGCCUCUUUCAGAUAUUGAAUACCAGAGGACAGUUGAACUAAUGUUCAGAGAUGUUUUGGAAGAACCUACAGAGGAAGAGUUGAUGGAAAAACUGCACCAGCAUCCACACCUGCAGUUAUGUAGGUGA
Molecule: messenger RNA, 2141 nt
Organism: Phaethon lepturus (White-tailed tropicbird)
Lineage: Eukaryota; Metazoa; Chordata; Aves; Phaethontiformes; Phaethontidae
Gene: TPCN2
Product: two pore segment channel 2
Exons: 24
Biological process (GO): monoatomic ion transport; transmembrane transport
Cellular component (GO): lysosomal membrane
Molecular function (GO): voltage-gated channel activity; monoatomic ion channel activity
Source: RefSeq, a predicted model, not a curated record